Hibiscus syriacus is the source of this 870-nucleotide messenger RNA. RefSeq names its product phosphatidylinositol transfer protein sfh5. The record is from RefSeq and is a predicted model, not a curated record. Lineage: Eukaryota; Viridiplantae; Streptophyta; Magnoliopsida; Malvales; Malvaceae. The transcript is spliced from 2 exons. Bases 144 to 572 code for a protein of 142 amino acids.
UACACAUCUAUAUAAGCCACUCUCUCUUGAUCAUCUAUGCAUUAACACAAACCAUUCUCUUCUCUAUUUGCCUUUAACCAUCUUCCUGUUUCUUCACAGUCUAUUUGUGGUUCAGUUUCUGAUUAAAUUUCCUUGGGAAUUCUAUGGCUACUGCAGAGGUUGCAUCCGUUCAAACUGCACUCCAUGAGGAGAAAACUGAAGAACCGAUCAAGGUUGAAGAAACUACAACAGCUGAGGUAGUCAAUGUAGCUUCUGUUGCUGAAGAAGAACCAAAGGAGACAGCAUCUGAAGAACCUGAAGCCGAUGCCCCGGCUGAAGUUGAACCCAAACAGGUGGUUGAAGAGGAGGAGUCCAAGGCUGUGACCGAGGAGCCAGAAGUUGAGAAAAAAGAAGAAGAAGCUCCUCAGGAAACAGUACCCGAGCCAGUUGCCGAGGAGACUACUGAGCCAGCCGUUGAAGAAACCAAAGAAACUACAGGCUCUACCGAAGCCGCCCCGGUGGAAGAACCCAAAGAGGAAGUUGCCAAGGAAGAAGAAAAACCAGCUGUAACUGAAGCUGAGAAGACUGAGUAAUAAGGUUACCGUUAGCUACAAGUUGCACGUGGAGUCGAUUAGUUUCUGUAUAGCUGAAUAAGCAUGUAGUAGUAUUAUGGAGGAAGAGGCUUGGGACCAUGGAAAUGACCCGCCAAUCAUAGCUUGCCAAUUGGCUAAACCACAUGAGUAGGCAUUUGGGGGGCAUUUUUUAUGGUUUCCAAGCAUGUUGUUAAUUUUAAUUUAAGUGUGUUUUGCUUUUGCAUGUUUUCAUUGAAGGCGCAGUUUGCAUGUUGCCUUUGAUGAUAAUAAUGUAAUAAAUCGUAGUCCGUUUGUUCUA